AUGGCCAAGGAAAGAUGCCUCAAAAAGUCUUUUCAAGAUAGUCUUGAAGACAUAAAGAAACAAAUAAAAGAGAAAAGGAGUAAAAAUUUGACAGAGAUUAAACGAAAGUCUUUGAUCAUUGCACCAUGCCAAACAACCACCAACACUUCCAAAGUGCUAAACUAUGAAGACAACAACAGAAUGUUAGCCUUAGCUUUGGAAAAUGAAAAGUCCAAAUUGAAAGAAGCCCACGAUGUCAUCUUAAAACUGAGGAGAGAAUGUUACUUCCUCAGCUAUCAGUUAUACACACUGAAAAAUAAACUUACGUCACAACAGACAGAAGAACCUGCUCAGAACCUAGAAUUAAGUCCCUCUGGAAUGGACUCCAGAAGUGGAACGGACUCCAAUAGUGACAACAACUCCAGAGACUUGUUUGUGAAGCAUUUACCGCAAGUUCUUGAGGAUGCUGACUGUCCAGGACAAGAAGAAUCAUUCCAAGUAGAAGAGCCAAUACCUACUAUUUCUCAAGACAGACCGAGAUUUGAUUUGGAUUCAAGUGAAGAUAAGUCAACCGAUAUUGUCUUACCUAGAACUAUAUCUCUCCGUCGUGGUUUAAAGAAAUACAUUAACAGUCCAUGUCAGAUUACUGCUGUGGAUGAUUUUGGAAUCAGUCAUUUGUCAGAGGACUCUUUGGAACUAGAAAGGAUUAGAUUUGCAGACCCACCUAUAAGCACAUGGAUACCUGAAAAUAUAGAACAAAGUGUUUGUCGGUACAACAGGAGUCAAAUUUACUCAUCACCAAGGCUGAUUCACCCAGGACGAGCUACUAAAACAAAGAAAGACGUUUAUGACUAUAAAUCACAACAAACUAAGCACAGAGGUGCCAAAGAAAGAAAAGGAAAAGAGAAAGCUAACAAAAGGGGAAAAUCAAAAUCUGUAUCAAAGUAUAAAGGGAGCAAAAGUGAAAAUAAAACUGUUUCCAAAAAAAAGUUGAAUGAAGUUGUCACCUCCUGUGAUGCUUACAAUUUUAAUUUGGAAGAAGGUGUUCACCUCACUCCUUUUCGGCAAAAAGUGUGCAAUGAUGCUAAAAGAGAAGAAACCAACGAUGAAUCUGAAGUGAGCAUCUGUGAAUCAAGCUGUUCAGGAGAUGAUUCUGAUGACCUCUAUGUUCCCACGUGCAAGUCCAGUCCAGAUCUCAGCAGUGAAUCAACUAGGAGUCCUGUCCCCAGGCCUCGACCUAAGCGAGCACUGAGACAUAGGGGCGGAAAGGAGACAGAGGGCUCUGAGACAAGGGAAGCUCCUCCUGGUGCACUACUUGAAACUCACCAGUCACCUCAUUUUAGCCUGAAGGAUAUCACGAAUGUCCCUUUGUAUCCUGUGAUGAAAACCAGAAAGCUUUCUCUUUCUCCAAAAAAGAAUGUAGAAAGCCCACCAGUGUCUUUACGUAAACGCAGGUGCACAGCCGCCAUCGUGAACUAUAAGGAACCCACGCUUGCUUCGAAACUGAGAAGAGGGGACCCUUUUACAGAUUUGUGUUUCUUGAAUUCGCCUAUUUUCAAGCAGAAAAAAGAUUCCAGGCACUGUUCUAAAAAAAAAUAA
This is a messenger RNA of Rangifer tarandus platyrhynchus (Svalbard reindeer), 1578 nucleotides long. Lineage: Eukaryota; Metazoa; Chordata; Mammalia; Artiodactyla; Cervidae. The record is from the annotation of a GenBank genome assembly.